CAUAUUCACUUACGUGGCAAAAUAUGCCAUACUCCGAAGAGCACAUUCGCCAGAAGCUGCAAAAGGAGCUCGAGCCUCUGCACCUCCUCAUGCGCUAGAUAUUUUUGUACAAAAUUUAUCUUCUACUACCUUCCACUUCUUCGUAAAAGAAAGACUAUAAAGCAAUUAACCGUUCGAGGAUUAGUGCAUUUACCGAAGCUAUCUAAUAAAGCAAUAAUGCGAGAACGAGAGAGCCGAAGUAGUAAAGUCGACCAUCACCACCAACAACAACAGAAUCUCGAUCAGCAGGCCAAAAAUCAUGAAAAAGAAACCGGUGGCUUUGCAUCGGAGUUUUUACUGACUUCUUUCAUUGUUUUUCACGCUCUGCUUUUGAGAUGGUGCGUUUCUUAUCAUCCUUAUAGUGGAGCUGGCACACCUCCAAUGUUUGGGGAUUAUGAAGCCCAGAGGCACUGGCAAGAAAUUACGUUGAACCUACCCAUUUCUCAGUGGUAUUCAAAUUCUACAGAUAAUGAUUUACAAUACUGGGGAUUGGAUUAUCCUCCAAUAACUGCUUAUCAUAGCUAUUUACUGGCAAAAGUUGCUGAAAUUUUUGACCCAGACUCUGUAAAACUACAUCAAUCCAGAGGCCAUGAAUCUUCAACUCACAAGUACUUUAUGAGACUGUCUGUUUUAGCCAUUGACCUACUGAUUUUUAUUCCAGUUAUUAUUUAUUUUGCUUUUGCCAUAUUACCUAUUCUUGACUGCAAAAAUAAGAAACAACUUGAAAAAGUUGAAAAGAGAGAAUUCCUUUGGUUCAAAAAAAAACAUUAUUUUUUGGCUACAGUUCUUUUUUACCCUGGUUUGAUUUUGAUUGAUUAUGGACACUUCCAGUAUAACUGUGUAUCACUUGGACUCUUUAUUGUUUCUGUUUCUGCACUUUUCCAAGGUUCCAUGGCUAUUAGUUCUUUCUUUUUUGUUUUGGCAUUGAAUUAUAAACAAAUGGAGCUGUACCAUGCUCUUCCAUGUUUUUUUUACAUCCUUGGAAUUAAUAUGCCAGGAAAAAGAAAACCACUUCUUACUUGUUUAAGGUCAUUAAUAUGUGUGUCAUUAACAGUUAUUGUAACUUUUGGUUUAAUUUGGGCACCAUUUUUGACAGAUCGCAAAGUUUUUAUGGAUACUGUCUUGAGAUUAUUUCCACUUACAAGAGGUAUCUUUGAAGAUAAAGUAGCCAAUGUUUGGUGUGCUAUCAAUGUAAUCUAUAAAUUAAGGAAUAACUUUACAAACCUACAAUUAGCUCAAAUAUGUCUUGUUUCAACAACUGCUGCAUUAUUGCCUAGUAGUUUGGAUUUAUUUUUUAGACCCUCCAGAGAAAAGUUUUUGCUAGCUCUCAUUAAUUCUUCUUUAUCUUUCUUUUUGUUUUCUUUUCAAGUACAUGAAAAGUCUAUUUUAUUAGUUAGCUUACCUGUUUUACUUCAUUUCAUAAAAGAUCCAUUACCAUGCUUUUGGUUUCUUAUUAUUUCUGUAUUUAGCAUGUUACCUUUGUUAAUCAAGGAUGGUCUUUAUACUGCUUAUUUUGCUACAUUAAUAUUUUUUAUUGUUUCUGUAUACUGUAUGUGGUUUGAAUCAAAAAUCAGUGAUUUAAUAAAAACUAAAACAGAGAAACAAGAGGAAAAAUCAACACUAAAGAAAGUCAAAGUGAAGAAAAAUCCAAUUACAUUAUCAAACAAUGAUAUUUACAUAAAUAUUUUGUAUGGAAUCUCCAUAUUAGGUGUAUUAAUUUUAUCACUUUGUGCAAAGUUCUUAAAAGCACCAAAAAAAUAUCCUGAUCUAUAUUCUCUACUUAUAUCUAUCUAUUCUUGUGGUCACUUUGUAGUAUUUUUGAUAUACUUUAAUUACAAGCAGUUUUAUGCAACCACUGUGCCAGCUAGAAAAUACAAAGUUAAAUAAACUUUUUAAAAAAGAGUAAUAUUAAGAUCAACUAAUGCCACAAAAUAAUGAAGAGUGAUAUAAAAUUACAAACAAGCACAUGCAUUAAUAUAUUGUACCAUUUACAAAAUAAUC
Molecule: messenger RNA, 2040 nt
Organism: Trichogramma pretiosum
Lineage: Eukaryota; Metazoa; Arthropoda; Insecta; Hymenoptera; Trichogrammatidae
Product: probable dolichyl pyrophosphate Man9GlcNAc2 alpha-1,3-glucosyltransferase
Exons: 2
Coding region: 217-1926 (569 amino acids)
Biological process (GO): protein N-linked glycosylation
Cellular component (GO): endoplasmic reticulum membrane
Molecular function (GO): dolichyl pyrophosphate Man9GlcNAc2 alpha-1,3-glucosyltransferase activity
Source: RefSeq, a predicted model, not a curated record